Ipomoea nil (Japanese morning glory) is the source of this 3987-nucleotide messenger RNA. RefSeq lists its product as uncharacterized. Gene Ontology annotation, biological process: telomere maintenance; DNA repair. Gene Ontology annotation, molecular function: DNA helicase activity. NCBI's taxonomy places the organism in Eukaryota, Viridiplantae, Streptophyta, Magnoliopsida, Solanales, Convolvulaceae. Bases 1 to 3987 code for a protein of 1328 amino acids. The transcript is spliced from 4 exons. The record is from RefSeq and is a predicted model, not a curated record.
AUGGGUGGGAAAAUUGACAGGACUGUUAACACUGGUGGUGCCCCCCCGACUUUUAGGUUAUAUGGACAAAACUUUCACUUAAUGGGUAGUUUACUACCACAGUCUGGUGGACGACCAAAGUUUGCUCAAUUGUAUAUUUAUGAUACACAACAUGAGAUAGACAAUCGUCUAACUUUAUUGGGGGAUGAUCAUUCAACAAAUACAAUUCAUCGUGAAAUUGUGAAAGACAUCAAGGAUGCACUAGAUGAAAAUAAUGUUUUAGUCAAGAGUUUUAGGAUGGCGAAAACAAAUAUGGAAAGUAAUCAAAGAGUGGAUAUUAAAAUAAAACUCAUUGGUAAAAGGACCACGGAUGCAAGGACAUAUAACUUGCCACAAGUUGGGGAGGUUGCGGCAUUGAUUGUUGGUGAUUUGGAUCCAAACAUGGGAGAAAGAGAUAUACUGGUGGAGUCUCAAGCGGGUCAUUUUCAAAGAAUAACUGAACUAAAUCCAGCAUAUCUACCAAUGCAAUAUCCACUACUAUUUCCAUACGGUGAGGACGGAUACAGGGACGAUAUACAGUUUAAUAAUGUGCAAGGCCGGAGUUCAAAUGCACGAACUAAAAUUAGCCCAAGAGAGUAUUUUUCAUUCCGUUUGCAAGAUCGGCUCAAUGAAAUGUCAACAUUGCUAUAUGCUAGACGAUUGUUUCAACAACAUUUGGUUGAUGCUUAUACCAUGAUAGAAUCAGGACGGUUAGUUUAUAUUAGGUCGCAUCAAAAGUCAUUGAGGUGUGAAUCAUACAAAUGUUUGACAGAUGCACUAACACGUGGUGAAGUAGAUCCUACUGCCCAAGGAAAGCGGAUUAUUUUGCCAUCGAGUUUUACAGGAGGUGCGAGAUAUAUGGUGCAAAAUUACCAAGAUGCAAUGGCGAUUCGUAGAUGGAUAGGGUAUCCAAGUCUAUUUAUUACAUUCACAUGUAAUCCUAAGUGGCCUGAGAUAGAAAGAUUUUUACAAUCAAGGAAACUGAAAGCUGAAGAUAGGCCAGAUAUAGUUUGCCGUGUGUUUAAAAUGAAAUUAAAUGCACUGAUAAAAGAUAUUAAGAAGGAGAAGAUUUUUGGACUGGUGGAUGCAGUUAUUUAUACCAUUGAAUUUCAGAAAAGGGGAUUGCCACAUGCACACAUUUUGAUAUUCUUGAGCAAGAGUAACUCUUAUCCUAAUCCUAAAGAUAUUGACAUGAUCAUAUCUGCUGAGAUUCCAAGUCAAUUGUGCGACCCUGAGUAUUAUAAAGCAGUAGAAGAAUUUAUGAUUCACGGUCCAUGUGGUGCAGCGAGGAAGAAUUCACCUUGCAUGAAAAAUGGUAUUUGCUCUAAAUACUUCCCCAAAAAAUUUGUGGAAAACUCAACAGUGGAUUUUGAUGGAUAUCCAAUAUAUCGACGUCGAGAUAAUGGUCGUACAGUACGGAAGAAUGGUAUUAACCUUGAUAGUAGAUAUGUUGUGCCACACAAUAGAUAUUUGCUUAUGAAGUACAAGGCUCAUAUUAAUGUGGAGUGGUGCAACCAAUCUAGAUCAAUUAAGUACUUAUUCAAAUACGUCAACAAAGGGAAUGAUAGGGUAACAGCUGAAUUCUACAAUAGUGGGGUGGAAGAAUCUACGGGGAACAUUGUAGAUGAAAUCAAAAUGUACUAUGACUGUAGAUAUAUUUCACCCCCUGAGGCUGCGUGGAGGAUUUUUGGCUUUGACAUACAAUUUAGGAACCCAUCUGUUGAACGUUUGAGUUUCCAUCUUCCCAAUGAGCAAUCAAUAAUUUUUCAUGACGAUGAUUUGGUCGAUGAUGUGGUGAAUCGACCAACAGUAGCUCAAAGCAUGUUUACUGCCUGGUUUGAAGCUAAUAAAAAGUAUGCAGCAGGGAGGGAGUUGACUUAUUCACAAAUGCCAACAAAAUUUGUUUGGAAGAGUGAUAAAAGAGAAUGGCAACCUAGGCAAAGAAAUUGGGCAAUUGGGCGAAUCUUUUAUGUGCCACCAAAUACUGGUGAGAUCUUUUAUCUUAGGUGUUUACUUAAUAUAGUUCGUGGACCGACUUCAUUUGAUGAGAUUAAAAAGGUGGAUGGUGUUCAAUACAAUUCCUUUAGAGAUGCGUGUUAUGCCCGGGGAUUAAUUGAAGAUGAUAAAGAGUAUAUUGAUGCAAUCACGGAGGCAUCAACGUGGUCCUUAGCAAGUUCUCUACGGAAGUUGUUUGUUACACUUCUAACAUCCAGUUCGAUGGCCAAACCAGAAAAUGUUUGGGAGAUGGUUUGGCCAUUCUUAUCAGAUGAUGCUGAAUAUGUUUAUAGAAGGAACCUAUCAGUCCCAGAUUUAAACAUGAAUGAAUCUCAAAAAAAGAAUUUUGCGCUGCUUGAAAUGGAGAAAUUGUUGAAUGCUUGGAACAAAUCUCUAUCAGAUUACCCACCAAUGCCAAUGCCAGAUGGAAACAAUGAUUGGAUUUGUGGUAAUAGGUUGUUGUUAGAGGAAAUGUCAUAUGAUAGGGAAGCUCUAAUGCAUCUACAUGAUUCAUUGCAUCCGAAACUAACUGAUGAACAACUACUCAUAUAUAAUAAGGUGAUUGGAGAUGUUGAAAAUGAGAAAGGUGGAUUGUACUUCGUAUAUGGUUACGGUGGAACCGGAAAAACAUUUUUGUGGAAGACAAUUUCAGCUGCUUUAAGGUCCAAAGGAGAGAUAGUUCUUAAUGUAGCCUCAAGCGGAAUAGCUUCUUUGCUGCUGCCUGGCGGUAGGACUGCACACUCCAGAUUUGCCAUACCGCUUGCUGUUAAUGAAGAUUCAACCUGCAACAUAAAGCAAGGCAGUCCGCUUGCUGAAUUGAUAAUCAAGUCCAAAUUAAUAAUUUGGGACGAAGCUCCGAUGAUGCACAAACAUUGCUUUGAAGCAUUGGAUCGCACAAUGCGAGACUUAAUGCGGUUCAAAAAUUCAAGGAGCUCAACAAUGACAUUUGGAGGGAAAACUGUGGUGUUGGGUGGAGACUUUAGACAAAUCCUACCAGUUAUUCCCAAAGGUACUAGACAAGAUAUAAUACAAGCCAGCAUUAAUUCAUCUUACUUGUGGAAUAAUUGUGAAGUUCUUCGUCUAACGAAGAAUUUAAGAUUGCGCGGUGUUAGUGAUGAAGAUGAUUUGGAGAAGUUAGAUAGUUUUGCCAAGUGGAUUGCGGAUUUAGGUGAUGGUAAUCUUGGUGAAGACAACAAUGUUGAUUGCAAUAUAAUAAUGCCGUCUUCCAUUGUAUUACAGAAUGAGGUUGAUCCAAUAAAACAAAUUGUGGAAAACACAUUCCCUGGAUACCGUUCUGGCAACAUGGAUGAAAGACAAUUAGAGGAUAGAGCUAUUUUAGCUCCAACAUUGGAUGUUGUUGACGAGGUCAAUGAAUACAUGAAUGGUAUUAAUCAAGCUGCAUCAAGGACAUAUUUGAGUUGUGAUUCUAUUUGCAAGGCUGAGGCAAACUUUGAUAUGCAAUCUCAGGUACACACAACAGAGUUUUUAAAUAGUCUGAGGUGCUCAGGUGUACCAAACCACUCUUUAACAUUGAAAAUUGGAACUCCAGUUAUGCUGUUGAGAAAUAUUGAUCACUCGAUGGGGUUGUGCAAUGGUACUCGGUUAAUAGUAACACAAUUGGGAAAUCAUGUUAUUGAGGGGAAAAUCAUAGCUGGCAAUAACGCAGGUACAAAGGUUCUGAUACCCAGACUAUCUUUGACUCCUUCGGACCCAAGACUUCCUUUCAAGUUUCAAAGAAAGCAAUUCCCGCUUAUGUUAUCAUAUGCAAUGACAAUCAACAAAAGUCAAGGUCAGACGCUUUCACAUGUGGGUUUGAUAUUGAAAAAACCUGUUUUUAAUCAUGGCCAAUUAUAUGUUGCAGUAUCUCGAGUCAGUAAUCCGGAUGGUCUUAAGGUCUUAAUUUGUGGGGAAUCUAGAGGUCUUAUAAACAAGACCCAAAAUGUAGUUUAUAAAGAAAUAUUUAAUAAUUUGUAA